CACACUCCGACCAAAUUUAGUCAUACAAAGGCUAGGGGAGAGCGAGGAGAAGGAAGGGGGGCUGGUGGUGGGGAAACCGGGCGGGGGUAGUCGGGGAUGAAAGAGCCAGCCGCUGCGAGAUCAAAGGCUGCCGCGGCUCCGCCCCGCUAACCCCACCUCCGCGCUUUAUAAAGAUCUGCCUCCCCAUCCCAACUUUGAUUCUCACGCAAUCUCUCACUGCUCAGGCAGGAAACACGACACUUCCACUGUUUUCUCAUGAACUAAGAACUGUAUUUAGUUUAAUUCUUUAUUUCUUUCUCUUGUGUCCCAGGCCUGCAUUGUUCACUUUUCAUUGUUAAUUAAUUAGCUUCUAUAUUUAUUUAGUGUAUCUCUGUGUGUGCGGUGUGGGUCUUUGGUUCUUGUUACCAUUGCUAACUCUAAAAAUGCUUUUACCGCGUGCUAAAAUAAUAACUAUAGAAAACACUUGAGUGUUGAGUGCCAACUGUUUUUAUAUGGGCCAAUAAUUAAUGAAUAUAAUAUAUAAUUAAAUGUUUAAUCUUUCCCACUUUCCAUACAGAACAUAACAGAUAGGUGUCAGAGCCUUCAAAAUACAAAAGUUUUUGGACUCCUUGUACUUAUUUGUUUGGCUAGACUAUUUGUGAUUGUCUCACAAAGGUCGUACGACUUAAACACAGAAUUAUUUUCUUCAUAUCAACAGCAUACAUUUUAUAUUUGCUCAUAUUGUACAAGCAUACCUUUCAUUUCUUAUACCAAUUAGUGCAAAGAGUGGAAAAAAUAUAUCCACACCUCCUUGCGGCAAAUUCAGGUGUGGUAAAAUAAAUAUAUGACCCGGUUGAAAAUGUAUUGCCACUCAUGGAAACCAGACCUGUGCUAUAGUGUUUUCUUCUGUGGCCUCUGUUUCUGGGUAUUUCUACUAAAAAAUAACGCUAUUGCUAUUUCUUGGGUUGAGAUUAAAUUCCACCUCUUAUACCUGAACCAUCUUUAGCUUCUUUGUAUCUGCUUCUAUUAAGCUAUAGUUUUCCGUGAUUGUUUAAACCCAUCACACACAGUGCGCGUGUCAGCCUCGCUGCUUCUUCCUCUUUUCUUCUUUUUUUUUCUUUUUCUUCUUCUUCUUCUCCUCCUGUCUGCCCAUUUGUUGCGACCUGUGUAUAAAUCUCUCUCUCAGGAGGAGUGUCAAUCGGUGUGGUGUCAAUCACAGCCUCUGCUUCCCUUUCAUCUCUUCUUCCUCCCAGUGACUGAAGAGGAGGAGGAGGAGGAGGGAGCACGGCUACAUUACCAACACACAUGCACACGCUGGUUACAUUACACUGUGGAAACAGUGCAGGAGCACUGGGGGGGAUCGGUCCACGGCGUUUUUUCUUCUGUCUUCUUUUUCGGUUGUUUUCUACAUUUUGCCUUUCUUCCCUCUCAUCCCGCCAGCUUUGAGGAUCUAUUUUCAAGCAUGAGGUCGACUUACUGCGCUGUUUGUUGUCUUGUCCAAGUGUUGAAACUGUAGUUGCACAUUCAUCAGUUACCUUUUCAUCUGGCUGUUUGGUUUUGUUAGUCUUUUUCGUCUUCAAGGACGAACCAGCUUCUUCACUGGACCACUGAGGAAAUACUUUCUCUCACUUGUAUACAUGCACUUCUUCACGUUCACUUGCUUUUACUGGACCAUAUCCGUCGUGGGUUGUGUGCAGAGAUUUUAACUCGUGGUUUGUCUCCUUUUUUUUUUUUUUAAUUUCUUCCUCAUGACAUUGAAGCUUGUGCCGGACUCUCAUUCUGACCCUUUACAUCUCAAGUUUUCCGGGUCUAACUUUCAGUCUUUUUAGUUUCAACACUCGUGGCAAAAAGGACGCCGACAGCAGCCACAUUCCUCCGGUUGCUUCAGUAAAAACACGCCUGCAGCGUGUCCUCACGCCGCUUCCUAUCCCGGUGACUCGCCGUUGAACGGGGACGUUUUCCCACUCGGUUCUGGGGGAUUUUAGUGGGAGCUCCCUCCCUCUGUAGUUUCGGACAGUGCUGGCUUGUGUGUUGUCCUCGGUUUUCUCGGUGAAGCAAAGAGAAUAAAAAAAAAAUGCCCCAGUUAUCAGGCGGCGGAGACCCGGAGCUGUGCGCUACAGACGAAAUGAUCCCGUUCAAAGACGAAGGAGACCCACAGAAAGAGCAGAUCUUCGCCGAGCUCAGCCACUCGGAGGAAGAGGGGGACCUGGCAGACAUCAAGUCGUCUCUGGUCAAUGAGUCGGAGAGCAGCCCCAACAGCAACAGCCACGAUGCAGCUAGACAGUCCCAAAUACCGCAAGAUUCAUAUCAUGAAAAACACAGAGACCACUCAGAUGACGGAAAGCAUCAAGACAUGUACAGUAAAGGACAUCCGUACCCAAGCUACCCAGGCUACAUCAUGAUGAGCAACAUGAACAGCGACUCCUACAUGAACAAUGGCUCCCUGUCACCGCCCAUGCCUCGAAUGUCCAACAAAGUCCCUGUGGUGCAGCCGUCCCAUGCGGUCCACCCUCUCACCCCGCUGAUCACAUACAGUGACGAGCACUUUGCUCCAGGAUCUCAUUCUGGCCAUCACCCCCAGGAUGCCAACAACAAACAAGGUAGGAACCAGAAUCCACCGACAGUUGACAUGCCCAACUUCUACUCCCUGUCUCCUGGAGGAGUGGGGCAGAUCACGCCUCCACUGGGAUGGUUCUCACACCACAUGGUGCCCGGGCCUCCAGGUCCCCACGCCACAGGGAUCCCCCACCCGGCCAUCGUCAACCCACAGGUCAAACACGAGCCGCCGCAUGAAACGGACAUCAUGCACAUGAAAUCCCAGCAUGAACCGAGAAAAGAACAGGAGCCCAAAAGGCCGCACAUCAAGAAGCCGCUAAACGCCUUCAUGCUCUACAUGAAAGAGAUGCGUGCGAAUGUGGUCGCUGAGUGCACGCUGAAGGAGAGCGCUGCCAUCAAUCAGAUUCUGGGAAGAAGGUGGCAUGCUUUAUCUCGGGAAGAGCAAGCUAAGUAUUAUGAAUUAGCACGCAAGGAACGGCAGCUCCACAUGCAGCUCUACCCAGGCUGGUCUGCUCGAGACAAUUAUGUAAGUAUCAACAGAACAGACUGGCAGAGGUGCGGCGCGUGUGUGUGUGUGUGUGUGUGUGUGUGUGUAUGUCAUGUUGGUUUAUGUUGUUUGUUUAUGUCAGUGAUGCGGGACUUGUUCUUUAAAUGACAGGCUAGAAUCACACACACUGAUUCACACUAGUCGGCUCCAUGCUAACAGGGCCCAUUUGUGGGCCCUUUGUUUCAGCCUAAUGUGUAAUUCAUAGCAACACUGAUUCAGUGUUGUGUUACCAUCCAUGCUAAAAUGGAUUGUAGUAGCAUGGACAUUAUUAUUGCCACAGCGAGUGAAAAUUGCCUGGUAAUGGUUAUGCUAGGCUUUGAUGUUCCAUAUCAGCGUGGAGCUUUGGAUGUAAAAAGCAACUGUUCCUGAGGUGACUGGAUUGUACAUGCAGCAUUCAGCGGCUGCAACCUUUACUCCUCUAGCUGCCAAUUUUGUUUGUGAAUGUGAAAGGUCCCUCUGGAUUUGAGAUGCCGUGUCUUUUGUGAUGUAUAUCGCAGUGUGUGUGCAUAUGUGUCGGUGUAUGUGAUCGCAAGUUGUUUAUGAUUAUGUGGUGUGUAUGGAUUUGUGACAGAGAGCACCAGCCUUUUAUUAAAAGUGUGGCUCCGGCACUCACAUUCACUCCACCACCGAAGUGCUUUUGUGGUGUUUAUCUGCCUCCCCUCGGACACCGACAGCAUCCCUCCUCCUUCUGCCUCCGUUGCUCCGCUGCCAAAAUGCCUUGCUGAGGGGGAGACGGUCUCACGGCUCUGCUCCAAGUGAAGCAAAGCGCAGUUAAAGAUGCACAAUAUCAGCUAGUGACAGCUAGGCCCAGUUUCCAGCUUUGUUAGUACAAACAUAUGACAGGUUGGAAACAAAGUAGAUGAAAUGCUUUCUACUUUAUAAAGCAAGACAAUAUAUUUAAUGCAAAACCGUUUUAGAAACGAUUUGCUCCCCUGUGAGCGCUCCCUUGUUUUUUUUUUUUUGUUUUUUUUGACCCCUCCCACCAUGAAAAUCUACAGCUGUAUACAGACAGCACAUCAUACCUAGAAACGCCCAAAAUAGUUAACAUGCUGGCAUGGAGCACGUGUAGCGUUCAUAGUUUUGCUGUGUAGCCCUUCUCUCCUCCUCUCUCUCACCCACUUUCAUUUCUUCUUCUCUGUCUGCUGCGGCAGUAGAAGACAGAUUAGCUCAUGAAUAAGUGGAUUAACAGACUUUGCAGCAGGAAACCAAAGUGCUGCUCAUAUUUGACUAGAAUGACUCUUCACUGCUAUCUGUACCUAUCGUCUCCCCCCCUGGGGAUUUAGCAUGAGCUCUAAAUCCUCACACACUUCCGCUACCUCGCUGGAAAAAGAGUGGCGCUCUUCACAGUCAUUGAGAUAGACUAGCCUAAUUACAGUGGGCAUCUCUAAUUGCACUUUAUGUUAAUGUUUGUCAUUAGAGGGACUUCAGAGGUAGCGGGAAAGUGACAUAGACCAGUCACAACAACGGGACAAGCCGUCUCUAUUUCACUGGGAUGGUCACAACUCAAAAAAGGCCUAAAAAUGAGAGGAAGUAUGCAACUUAAACCCAUCUGAGAGUAGGUAGAGCAGCUUGGAUCACGUCAGACUCUUGGCUGAACUGUCCCUCUCAGCGUGGCAGUUUGCAGUGGAGUCCGGAGCCCGAGGGAUGCUGGUUAGAUGCCCAGCAGGGGAUGAGUGAACAUGGCAGUCAGCAGCAGGAUACCAGAGUGGUCUAGUGAGCGUGAGUGCUGGAGCCACACUUUAUGCGUUCCUCUGUAUA
Monopterus albus (swamp eel) is the source of this 4840-nucleotide messenger RNA. It is a transcript of the gene lef1, whose product is annotated as lymphoid enhancer-binding factor 1. The record is from RefSeq and is a predicted model, not a curated record. Gene Ontology annotation, biological process: regulation of transcription by RNA polymerase II; canonical Wnt signaling pathway. Gene Ontology annotation, cellular component: chromatin; beta-catenin-TCF complex. Gene Ontology annotation, molecular function: RNA polymerase II cis-regulatory region sequence-specific DNA binding; DNA-binding transcription factor activity, RNA polymerase II-specific. The coding region runs from base 2054 to 3190 and encodes 378 amino acids. Lineage: Eukaryota; Metazoa; Chordata; Actinopteri; Synbranchiformes; Synbranchidae. The transcript is spliced from 9 exons.